This is a messenger RNA of Electrophorus electricus (electric eel), 2575 nucleotides long. It is a transcript of the gene triobpb, whose product is annotated as TRIO and F-actin binding protein b. Lineage: Eukaryota; Metazoa; Chordata; Actinopteri; Gymnotiformes; Gymnotidae. Gene Ontology annotation, cellular component: actin cytoskeleton. The record is from RefSeq and is a predicted model, not a curated record. Gene Ontology annotation, molecular function: actin filament binding. Gene Ontology annotation, biological process: positive regulation of substrate adhesion-dependent cell spreading.
GAGAAGCAGAUCCGCGCGCGGCAGCCUGGCUCGCGAAGCUUCGUCUGAAGGCUUGCUGGCUCUGGUCCCUGAGCGCGUGGCCUAGCCGCGCGAAUGCUCCUCUAGCCCCCGCGCGGUUGUUCGUUUGCCUCCUGGAUCGGAAACAUGACGCCUGACCUGCUUAAUUUUAAGAAGGGAUGGAUGUCCAAACUGGAUGAAAGUGGAGAGUGGAAGAAGCACUGGUUUGUGCUGACAGAUGCAGGACUGAAGUACUACAGAGACUCUGGAGCAGAAGAGAAAGAUGAGCUGGAUGGUGAAAUUGAUCUCAGGUCAUGCGUGAAAGUCUCAGAGUUUGACGUGGAUAGAAACUACGGCUUCCAGAUCCAGACGGAGGAUGGUGUAGUCACUCUCUCAGCUAUGACAGCUGGUAUCAGGAGGAACUGGAUUGAGGUUCUGAGGAAAAGCAUCAGACCCAUCAGCUGUCCGGACCUUACACAGCUGCCAGACAACAGUAGCAUUAAAGUGAACUCUCGUCAUACGUCAUCCCAUCAUCUGCUCUCCCAAUCAGAAAUCCUCUCUGCUGCAAACUCCACCCAUCGUAGAUUUGAUUAUGUAGAGCUUUCUCCUGUAGCCACACCUCCUUCCCCAGCCAAUCAGAGAGAAGCUGGGGAAGGACAGGUCCAUGAGCUCGGCCAAGGGCAGGAGGAGAGGAGGCGGGGUGACUCAUGGGAGGCGGUGCUGUUGCGUAAGGGGCUGGGCCACUCUUCAGACCAGAAACGAAUUGAGGAGGAGAUAGAGCAGAAAUGGGUGGAGUUUGAACGUCUGCCACUCAAAGAGAUGAGGUCACUUCCUGUGCUGGGGUUGCGGUCUGGUCCGUCAGCCAAUGAGGCGCUACAGAGGGAGGUGGCGUCUCUGAGGCAGCAGCUGGAGCGUGCGCGGGGUGCGGGGGGGGUGGGAGGGUGCGUGUGUGUGGGCGGAGAGGGCGGGUGGCGCGCGUGUUUGGAGCAGAUGGAGCGUGUCCAUAAGGAGGUCCUGGAAGAGCUGCAGAGACAACAUGUUCGUCAGACAGAAGAGCUGGAGAGAGAGAGAGAGAGAGAGUUAAAGGAGGAGGCACGGGCCACGGCAUGUGCUAUGGAGGUCCUGAAGAAGGCUCACCAGGAAGAGCUGGAGCGUGAGGUGCAGAAAUCUAAAAGCCUUAGAGGACACAGAGCAGAUCCACACAAAGACCACCAACAGGUGGAGGUGGUGUGUCUCCGUCGUGAGUUACAGUCUCUCUCUGAGCAGUAUACUCAGAAGUGUGUGCAGCUGACGCAGGCACAGCAGAGCAGUGGAGUGAGACAGAGAGAACUAGACAUACAGGAGAGAGAGCUGGAACAACUCCGCCGGGAAAACCAGGAUCUUCACACUCGUUUAGCAGAAGAAAUUCAACGCAUGCGCUCUUGCAUCACAGGUCAGGAGGAGGUUGCCACUGGUGACACCAAACUGCGCACAGUGUGUGAGUUGGAGGUGCUGCUGAGAGUGAAGAACACUGAGGUGAACUACUUACAAAAGGAGAUCACGUGUCUACGGAAUGAAGUGCAUUUUCUCAAUGUGGAGAAGCAGAGUGUGUGUGAGCGCUAUAUGAGCGUGUGUGAGGAUCUGAAGGUGUUUAAGGAGCGGAAUGAACAGGAACUUCAAUCUCUGCGUGAACAUCUCAGACUAGCCAUGGCUGCCCUGCAGGAGGGACAGGGCCUUGGCAACAGCCUGCAGCACUGACCCCUGCUGCCAAACACAGCUGAAGAGGUGGAACUGGGAGUACCAUUUGCCUUUCAUUUCAGUCCAGUCAGCCAAUCAAGAACAGGGACCUGUGUCAGCUGACCUGAUGCACUGGGUCUCUUAAAUCUCUGCCUGCACUCUUUUUAUAAUGAGCUACAUGUAUAUAAUGUAUAACUUCACCGUUUUCUUUAAUGCUGUCCUGCUGUACUGGGGAAAGAGAACUGGAAUGGAACCUGGGAAACUGCAAAAGAAAAACUUAAAACUGUCAGAUCCUGAAGCAUCUCUGUGCAGCACAGCAAAGGCUAGUGAGUGCGUGAGUAAGUCUGAACCAGUUAAUCAGGGGUGUCUAGUGCUGCGACCCCCAUGGCCAGAGCCGUGAGGAGCUGCAGGGCUCUGGGCGCCCGCAUGAUGCUGGCUUGGGGGAAACCAGGACAGUACUGUAGCAUAACUGCUCUGAGAUCAGUGAACAGGGUCCCCACACACUUCCAGCAUUACAGCGAUUAGAGCAUAACUGCUCUGAGAUCAGUCUGAACUACCGGAGGCCGUCUGCCCUGUGUGUGACCCUGGGUAGACGGGGCUAUGACUGCCACAGAGACUCGAACCAAAACAAAAACCCAAAAUGAUCGCUCAUUGAAGCAAGGCAAGGUUUAAGUAGAUUACUUGCAAAUUUGAUUUCUCUUUUAUUUUCAUAUUUAAAGUAAAAGGUAUACAGAGUCUGUAAAUGUUUUACAAUCAGUAAAAUGCGGGUUUCAGUUUUGUAGACUGAUUUUUUUUUUUUUUUCCUUAUCAAAGUGUUCUCAAGGUUAAAAUUGUCAAAGAAUAAAAAAUCAAACAAAACCAA